This is a messenger RNA of Aspergillus saccharolyticus JOP 1030-1, 1610 nucleotides long. RefSeq names its product FAD-binding oxidoreductase. Gene Ontology annotation, cellular component: cytoplasm; membrane. Gene Ontology annotation, molecular function: Delta24(24-1) sterol reductase activity; FAD binding. NCBI's taxonomy places the organism in Eukaryota, Fungi, Ascomycota, Eurotiomycetes, Eurotiales, Aspergillaceae. The transcript has a single exon. Gene Ontology annotation, biological process: steroid metabolic process. The record is from RefSeq and is a predicted model, not a curated record. The coding region runs from base 24 to 1610 and encodes 528 amino acids.
CCUCGCACUUCCAAACACUCGCCAUGGAAGCUCACAAGACGGCAGUUGAGGCCGUCGCUGCGCAGGUCAAGCAAUUCCACGCUCGUCAACAACCCUUUCGCAUUUACCAUGGCUCCACCAAUUCCACGCGCAAGUCGCAACACCACGUGCACAACACCAUCAGCACUGCCGACCUGAACCAUGUGCUGCACGUCAACGAAGUCGCAAAAACUGUGACCGUCGAGCCUAACGUGCCGAUGGACGCCCUCGUGGCCGCCACGCUCCAGCACGGCCUGGUGCCGCUGGUGGUUAUGGAAUUCCCCGGCAUCACUGCGGGGGGCGGCUUUUCCGGCACAUCCGGCGAGAGCAGUUCCUUCCGCCACGGCUUCUUCGAUGCCACCGUGCUCCAGAUCGAGAUCGUGAUCCCCAACGGCGAGAUCCGGUCUGCCUCACGCACCGGCCCGGGUGCCGAGCUCUUCUGGGGCGCCGCCUCGGCCUUUGGCACGCUGGGAGUCGUCACGCUGCUGGAGAUCCAGUGCCGGCCCGCCUUGCCCUACGUCGAGCUCUCCUACAUCUCCACCCGCAGCAUGCCCGAGGCCAUGGAGGCCAUCCGCGCCGCCACCGCCGAUGCCUCGGUGGAGUAUCUCGACGGGAUCGUGUUCGCCAAAGACCACAUCGUGAUCUGCGCGGGCAAGUUGACCGACGCGCAGCCUGCAUCAUCAGCACCACCAACAUUGCAGCGCUUCACCCGCCCCCACGACCCGUGGUUCUACCUCCACGCGCAGCACCGCGCGCCUCGUCUUGCACAAACCCCGUCAUCACCACCGAAAGACUACAUCCCGCUACAGGAUUACCUCUUUCGCUACGACCGCGGCGCCUUCUGGACCGGCCGCUACGCCUACUCCUACUUCCUCACCCCCUUCACCCACCUCACCCGCUACCUGCUCGACUCCUUCAUGCAUACCAGGGUCAUGUACCACGCCCUGCACCAGAGCGGUCUCGCCGCGCAGUACCUGAUCCAGGACGUCGCCGUGCCAUACCCGGCCACCACAGAGUUUGUGGAGUGGCUGGACCGUCCGGAGCAUUUCGGCCAUUAUCCGAUUUGGUUGUGUCCGUUGCUGGUCAGGUCGGAUGGUGGGGGGUUGAUGAUUUCGGGGAAGCCGCCUUCUCCUCCUGCUGCUGCUGCUGCUGCUGCUACUACUACUAAUCCCCCAUCCACCACAUCCCAACCCAACGACAACGAUAACGACAACGAUGAAAAAUACCUCCUCAACUUCGGCCUCUGGGCCCCCUCGCCCUACCGCGGGGAAGCCUUCAUCCACCAAAACCGCCGACUCGAGCACAAAGUGCAAGCCCUGGGGGGCAAGAAGUGGUUGUACGCUCAUACCUAUUACACGGAGGACGAGUUCUGGAAGAUAUAUGACUGGAGAUCUUAUCAGGGUCUCCGCGAGAAGUAUCAUGCCGGAUAUUUGCCGGAUUUGUUUGAAAAGGUGCGAGUGCGGUUGGAGGGGAGCACCGAGGAGGGGUGGGCGAGGUGGGCGAGGGGGAUGGUAGGGCGGGUGUGGCCUGUUAGGGGUUUGUAUGGGGUGUGGAGGGCUUGGUGGGGAGGGGAGUAUUAUUUGAAGGGUUGA